Molecule: messenger RNA, 1955 nt
Organism: Eufriesea mexicana
Lineage: Eukaryota; Metazoa; Arthropoda; Insecta; Hymenoptera; Apidae
Product: Krueppel-like factor 3
Exons: 6
Coding region: 399-1355 (318 amino acids)
Biological process (GO): regulation of transcription by RNA polymerase II
Molecular function (GO): RNA polymerase II cis-regulatory region sequence-specific DNA binding; DNA-binding transcription factor activity, RNA polymerase II-specific
Source: RefSeq, a predicted model, not a curated record
GAAGCGAUAAGUGUGGAAUCGCGAGCAAUUAUUUUCGCAUCGCACGUGUCCUUUUUCUCUACGACCACGACAGUUUUGUCCGAUCGUCCGCCGGUUUCCUUUCCGAAUUAUCGGUGACCGCGUCGUGUUCUCGGCGAGAGUAUAUUCGUAAAAUUGGACAGCGUGCAAUCGAGUUGUGAUUAUCGAAGUGGACUGACCGAUCGAGUUCUCGGCUGUGAAGUGAAUUAAUACCCCAGGAAAACGAUCGAAACGGAGAAAGGAAGUGACCAGCAGCAGCAGCAGCGGCAGCAGCAGCAGCAGCAGCAGCAGCAGCAGCAGCCAGCAGCAGCGUACACGGGCGAGCACGGUGGCUGGAAACGGUGACUUACAUCGAGAGCGCCAACCUGCAAUCAAGGUUCAUGGUUUUCAUGGAUGAGAGCGAGCUCUCGAGCAAGCGGUGGGCCAGUGCGCCCCGCCGCCCGGACAGCCCCUGCGUCCUGGGGGCACCAACGUCUAGGGAGGCGGCGGGACCGCCGGUGCAGCUGGAACCAGUGGAUCUGUCCGUGAAAACUCCCGUGGUGUUGCAGGUGCCUCGGUAUAGUCCAGCGGCUAUAAUUACCGCCGCGGCUAGAAGAAUCCCUUCACCUUCGACGACGCCUACGCCACCGCCGCUCUCCAUAUCUACCGUGUCGCCGCCUUUGCCGCCUCUGGGAGAAACAGCGUGGGAGAGAAACCGGGAACGCGAGCGCGAGAGGGUGCGAGAGAGGAGCACGGAGAACGAGCACAGGGAACGGCAGCAAGAAAGAGAAUCAGGGAUCAGGGAGAGGGAGCCGCGGGAUCGUGAAAAGGAACGGGAUCGCGAUAGGGAGAGGCAAAGGGACAGGGAAAGGGACAGAGAGCGGGACGUGUCGGUCCGCAUGAUGGAACCGCUCGAUCCUGUCUUCGUUUCCCCCUCGGCGGCCCUGCUCGCGUUGCAGAGGAUAAAGGAAACGUCCCUGGUGUUUCACAAGCGUACGGCGACCGGAAUAGGGAUCGGCGGUAGAGGAAACGCCGGUGUCGGAGGAAACGGCGGCAGCCUAGCGGUGGACAACGAAUGCGGCGACGCGUUGAAGAGACGCAAGGUUCACAGAUGCGACGUGGCGGGCUGCGACAAGGUGUACACGAAGAGCUCCCACCUGAAGGCUCACAAGAGAACCCACACCGGCGAGAAACCGUACCAGUGCACAUGGGAGGGUUGCACGUGGAAAUUCGCGCGUUCCGACGAAUUAACGCGGCACUAUCGCAAGCACACGGGCCAGAAGCCGUUCAAGUGCCAUCUUUGUCAGCGAUCGUUCUCGCGGAGCGACCACUUAUCGCUUCACAUGAAAAGGCACUGAUAGAGAGGACCGUCUAGCCGUUGGAGGAAAGAUGGGACAGAGGAAGAAGGGAGAAAGACCGAUUCGUCCCGGGAAUCGUGGACGACGACGAUGAUUCUUUCUUUUUACAUUCGGGACCUGAAGAGCCUCACUCGUUGUUACUCGAAUCGUUUCCAUCGAACGUGAAGAGUCGGAGGCGGAAACUAGGAGAAAAAAUGAAGAAGCAAACGAAUCGUUCAUUAGGAUUAGAGGUCUAAUUUAAUGGGAGUAUCAUUGCAAUUAUCGGUGAACGAUCGUGCUAGCCUGCCAGCAAUCGUCGCACGCAUCGCAGCGAAUCGUUGACGCUUUCCUUUAUGCUCUUAUUUCUUGUUUUUCUUGUUGAAUUGCCUCCGUCGGGGAGAAAUUGCUGUUUUCAAUUUCGCCUUGUUUUUCUAGAGCGACGACGUAGCGUAAGAAUUGUUGAUAUUUAAUAUCUUCGACGGAAAUUUAUUUAUUCUUCGUUGGAAGCGUGUUUAAAAAAGAAAAAGGGGAAUAUCGCGCGAAGCUUGGCUUCCGCGAUGAAAAGGGAGAAAGAAAAUGAGAAAAAGAAAAAAAAAAAUAAAAAUAAAAAUAGGAACCGGA